Messenger RNA from Striga asiatica, 2111 nucleotides. The record is from the annotation of a GenBank genome assembly. Lineage: Eukaryota; Viridiplantae; Streptophyta; Magnoliopsida; Lamiales; Orobanchaceae.
CUCCAUUAUCUUUAGCCACCACCAAUUCAAAAAUAAUAUUUUAUCAUACUCCUUUUUGUUCUUGCAGAGAGUUCAUUGAGUCCUCAAGAUAAACUUUGUAAGUCGCCCUCUUUUCCCACCAUCGUCUUGUAGUCGGGAUUAAAAUGGCCAGGCAGCCCGAGAAGCCCAGAUUGAUUUGCGCGCCAUUAAUGGCUCAAUCGGUGGAGCAAACGCUGAACGAGAUGCAGCAGGCCAAGAUGGAAGGUGCUGACGUGGUGGAGAUCAGGCUGGGCUGUAACCCUAGUUUCGAACCUUUGAGAGAUCUCAAAAUCCUGCUGGAAAACAAGCCAAUUCCUGUUUCUGUCGUCUGCCGGUCGUCAUGGGAAGGCGCUCAACACAAAGUUGAUGAAAAGGAGCAGCUGCAAGCUCUUAUGUUGGCUAAAGAUUUAGGGGCUGAUUACAUAGAGUUGGAACUCGAGGUAGCAUCGGCUCUCUUUAAAGAAGAUAAGAUGAGCCAGUUUAAGAGCAGUAAAAUAAUAGUAUCUUGCUACCUGGACAGCUUGACUGCUUCAAAGGAAGAUAUCAGCCAACUUGUCGCAAAAAUGCAAUCCACUGAAGCAGAUAUCAUUAAACUUGUUUCGAAUGCAGCUGAUAUUACAGAAAUAGUUGAUGUCUUUGAGCUGCUUUUAAUUAGACAGACAUCCUUAAUAGCUUACUGUACAGGGGAAAGAGGUCUUAUAAGUCAGUUGCUAAGUUUUAAAUUUGGCGGGGUGUUUGUAUAUGGACAUAUCGAAGGACAUGAAAUUCCAGGUCUCCCUAGUAUAGAUAGCCUUACUCAAGCCUAUGGAGUGAAGAACAUAGAUAAGAAUACUCAAGUGUUUGGACUUAUCUCAAAACCUGUAAGUCAUAGCAAGGGCCCUCUAUUGCAUAAUCCUACAUUUAGACAUGUGGGUUACAACGGAAUAUAUGUUCCAAUGUUUGUGGAUGAUUUGAAGGCGUUCUUCAAUGUCUAUUCAAAUCCUGAUUUUGCUGGUUUCAGUGUUGGAUUCCCUUACAAGGAAGCAAUAGUUGAUUUCUGUGAUGAAGUGCAUCCACUUGCUCAGUUCAUUGGUGCAGUAAACACAAUAAUAAGGAGGCCUAGUGAUGGAAAGCUGAUAGGCUACAACACAGACUGCGAGGCUGCCAUAUCAGCAAUUGAAGAUGCUUUAAAGGAAUGUACAAACCUGGAAAGAAUACACUCUUCACCAAUCAAAGGAAAGUUGUUUGUUGUUGUGGGUGCUGGAGGUGCCGGAAGAGCCCUGGCCUUUGGUGCUAAAACUAGGGGUGCUCGGAUUCUUGUUUUCGACAUUGAUUUCGAUAGGGCGAAAUCUCUAGCUGCUGCAGUAUCAGGCGAGGCUCUUCCUUUUGAAAAUCUGCUAAAUUUCAAACCGGAGAAAGGUACAAUCCUUGCAAAUGCAACCCCUUUAGGCAUGCAUCCGAACGUGGACCGAAUUCCUGUUCCGAAGGAAUCUUUGAUGGAUUACAAGCUCGUGUUCGAUGCAGUUUACACCCCUAAGAAAACUAGGCUUCUGAAAGAAGCUGAGAUUGCUGGUGCUAUUGUCGUCAGUGGAGUUGAAAUGUUCCUUCGCCAGGCGGCUGCCCAAUUUAGUCUUUUCACCGGCCAAACAGCACCGGAAGAGUUCAUGAGAGGGAUUAUCUUGGAGAAGUUCGUUUGAAAAUUCUCUCAGCAGAGCACAUUUUGAUAAACAGUGUUCAAUUUCUGUCUUAUUUGCAAUGCAAUUAUUGUUGUAUGCAUCCUAUUUAAAAUUUUGGAAGAUUAUAGAGAAAAUCAUAAACGGGAAAAGAAACUGGGUUACCAUGCAAUGCAUACUGCAUUACUACUUCCCGAGGUUGAGAAUUGGGACUUGUAUUCUUAUGUUAUAUUCAAUUUCAAGCCUGUGUAGAGAACUAAUCAGCAUGGGGCGCUGUAUUAUCCCCAUCCCCACUUAUCGUAAGGGUAAAAUAAUUUUUGCAACUAUUACUCUACGUAAUUUUGAAUUUUAGUAUAAAUAUUUUUGACUUUGUAAUGUAUAGUAUUUUUCUUGUUAAAAUACGAACAAAAUUUCUUUGUGUGGUCAUUAACACAGAUGAUU